GUACAUAUACGUCGUGUGCCGCGGUGUGUGAAACUCACACGGCACAGGAAGCAGAAUGGCCUCUGCAACAGCGAAGGUGGAGACUCGGACAUGGGUGCUACAGGCUGAGACGGAACUCCGCUUCGACGUCUCUGCUGAACACACCCUUACUGUCGUGCUGAAAGAGAACACAGCGGAGAUGUUCGGCAUCGAGCUCGCUGCUGAGUACGAGUACAAGUUUUCUUCCACCAAGGCCGCCGUCUUCACGUGGUACGGCUGCACGAUAGAGACGACCGGCUGGGUGUCGAGCAUCUACGUGGCGCAGGAGACGCCCAUGAAGAGCUACGUCAACACGCACGCACAGCUCGAGGCGCGGAGGGACAAGGCGCUGCAGGCCCUGCAGGCGGGCCGCACGAACAUCACGGGGCCGAGGGUGAUGGUCGUCGGAGAAGCGGACAGCGGCAAGUCCACCCUCGCGAACAUCCUGGCCGCCUACGCCGUGCGGCUAGGCCGGUGUCCCACCUUCGUCGACCUUGACGUGGGGCAGGGGAUGAUCGCCGUCCCCGGAGGGAUCGCCGCGGCAGCGCUCGACAGCAACUCCAUGUCCGUCGAGGAAGGCUUUUCUUUGACGGCGCCGCUGGUGUUGUUCUACGGGCACACCAGCUUGCAGGAGAAUCCGGAACUGUUCAAGAAGCUCGUGGGGAGAAUGGCGGAGUGCCUCAAGCGGAGGAUGGCCAACGACAUCGACGCCAGCGCUUCAGGCGCAAUCUUCAACACUUGCGGGUGGGUAGAAGGGCUUGGCCUGGAGCUCCUGGCGCACGCGAUCACCGUGCUGGACAUCGACGUGGUCCUGGUGAUGAAGCACGACCGCCUCUACGCGGACAUGGUGGCGACCCUGCCCCGCUCCGUCGCCGUCAUAAACCUGCCUCGCUCGGGAGGGGUAGCUUUGCGAAGCUCUCAGUACCGGCGUGCGUCGCGCGACCGUCGGUGCCGCGAGUACUUCUACGGCGGGGGCGGCGGGGCGGCGGGGGCGGCGGCGGGCGGCGCGCCCGCGCUGUCGCCCGCUGCCCUCCACCUGGACUUCAACGACGUUAGCAUCUUCCGGGUGGGUGGGCAGACGGUGUCGGACGCGAUGUUGCCGGUGGGGCACUCGGACUCCAGCCUCGGGCCAUUGCAGGUGAACCCUUUGUAUCCUUCUUCCGACCUUCUUCACACGGUGCUGGCGGUGUGCCACCCGGUGUUGCGUCAGGACGGAACCAUGCUGGGUGGCGCGUCCGGUCUGGAGGGGGACCGAGAUUCGGCGGAGGCAGCGCAGGGCCCGGCAGUCCUCCUCCCCCAGCAGGAGGAGGAGUCCGACGGUGAUCGUAGUAGCACGGCAUGCGGACGCAGUAGGGCGGACGAUGAACCCCUCGAGGCACCUGCGAGCAAGCGCCCGAAGCAACACGGCCACGGCAAAAACUACAGCACCAGCAGCAGGGAACAUGAGAGAGCUCUUCCCACCGAAGCUGUUCACUCGACGCCGGGCAGGGUGACCUCUCCAGCACACAAUACGCCUACCGUUGGUACUUCAGCGUCCAAAUCGAGAGGCAUAUCCCAAAGAGCAGCAGCGAAUUACAACCGUUUCACAUGCGCAACACCAACGGCAAACACGGCGGCGGCGGUGACGAAGGGGAAAGAGGACAGCAUCAUCGGCCGCCGCGACGCUGUGGGGUCGAGUGUAGCGACCAACAACCUAAGGCAGGAGGAUGGACGACAAGAAGAAGAAGAAGAAGAAGAAGAAGAAGAAGAAGAAGAAGAAGAAGAAGAAGAAGAAGAAGAAGAGAAGACGUUCUCCGUGGUUUUCAUGACGCAGUCGUUGGGGAUCACCCUCGCCGCGUCCGACGACGGCGACAAGUCCCUCGUCGUCUGCGACAAGGAGGACACCACAAAUCCGUCAACAGCAGAAGCCACCUCCACCAUACGCAUCGGAGACCGGCUGGUGAGCGUGGGUGGCACGAGCACGGCCGGUUUCGGCGUGAACCGUGUGGAGAGAUUGAUCGUCCGGGGGCUGCGUCCUCUGGAGGUGGUUUUCCGGCGGCCACGGCGGCAUGGGCCAACCGCUUCGAUUGCAGCUGCAGGGACAGCCGCAGCAGGAGGGACAUCAUCCUCGACACGGCGAACACCAGCGAGCCGGAGACCGAAGCAUCCGGCUCUCGGAGGGCUGGAGCAGCGAUCACGGGACUGCCUGCUGGACAUGAUUAGUGGCAUCGCUACCCAGGAGAGCUCUCUCCUCCUCGGGUCACAGCGGCAGUGGCCCCAACAGCAGCAGCAGCAGAUCCAGCAGAUCCAGCAGAUCGGGAUGGUUGCCAAUGGCGGAUCGGCAACAGCAGCAGGAACGGCGGCGGCGGCGACGACGACUCGAGCGCAAGUUCCUUCGCCUGCGUGCGGCGAUUUUUCUGCAUGCAAUGACUACGAUCGCGGCGGCACCGGCGGCGGCGACGGUGUCACCACAGCCGAAGAAGAGUUGAACGCAAAGCGGCCCGAGAGCAAGGAGAAGAAGAAGAAAAAAAAGCAGACGAAGGCACCUAGUACCGCUACGCCUCGGACGCAUCAAAGCGGAGCGAGGCUUAUCACGAGCUCCAUCAACAACGACGACAGUUCGGCCGUGCCUCCUCCUUCCGUUUCCACCGCGGCUGGCAACGGCGUCGGUGGCGGGGGCGACGGCGGGGGCAGCAACGGCGGCAGAGGCACCGGCAAACAGGCGAACUUCGCGUCUCCAUCGGCAGCCGAGGUAGUGCCGACCUCCACUGAAGUCACCAGCAUCCUCAUCAAGCUAGGGCCGAAGGGCGCGUCCGAGCUCGCGCUGUACAAGAACCUCGCGUUCGACGAGCUGGUGAAACUGUGUCGGUACACCGGGAGCGUGGACCUCUCGAAGCGCCUCCCAAAGGCGACGAUGGCGGAGCGCCUGAGCUCUCUGUGCUCGGAGCGGGGGGCGCUGGCCGUCGAGCUGCGGAACGCGGGAUUAGCUAAAGGACGGAAGGCUGAAAGCGAAAGAGGAAUCGGAGGAGCAAGGGGUGGCAAGGGGGAAGCGCCACCGCGAGGAGUUGACCGCUCUCUUGAGGGUCCCCCUACCCCGCCAAUCCGGGCCACCGAGGCAGCAGCAGUAGCAGCGGAAACAACUACCCCUGUGCAACAGCGAGGGCGUGCUCCUCGUCCUGGCAGCCUUUCGCGGACGCCUGGUCCCGCAGGUUGUUCCAGGGAAGCAUCUCGGCAACAGCCGCCGCCGCCGCCACCGCCUGGGAGCAUGAACACCCCAGUGCUGGCAAUUCCUCAUCAGGCUUCUUUGUUCCGGCAGGGGGGUGACACCGGGGACCCGGGCGACGACCAGGGGUGCUGGGCUGACUGGGACUACCCCGACAACGCCGGUGCUCGCCUCGAUAGGAGCGGCGGGAGGGGGGGGGCAGGAGUGGGCAGGGGAGACCGCCGCCGUGGGGGGCGGAGGGUGGACGACGACGGCGAUGACGACGAGGAGGCUGCGUGGUGGUCUUGGGAACCCGAUCAUUGCGAGUGGUCUCCUUGCUCCUCUCCGACCGCCGCCGCCGCCGCCGCCGCACCACCGCCUUCGUCGUCGGUACCGACUGGAGGAGGCAGAGGUGGGGGCGGGGAGGACGGACGGGAAGCAGGUGCUGCCGUGUUCCGUCGCAACCCUCUCCUACCUGCUGCUUCUUGCUUCUCUCGUUCGUUCGCUUCCUCUUCGCCGGUCGGCGCCCUUGCUGCUUCUGAGGAUGAGCAGCACCAACAGAAUCACAGAGGGAGCACGAUGUCGCCACUGUCGAGCGGGUUGUUGUCCGGAGCGGGCCUGGGGUUCACCGCCCUGCCCAGGUGGAUCCUGCGACGCCUCGCAGGUGAUCACGGAAGCGACAGGGCGCGAUAGCUAUGGCAUUGUUUGGGUUUUUGGUUUCGGAGUCCUGUAGUAGUCUAGAGACCCACCGCAUGGGCCAAGCAAACAAGAAAGCGUACGGGGGCGUGAGCUUCAACACCGUAUCGUCGCGAACGAUAUCAAUGGCGGCAGGAUAGCCGAGUAGCAUCGAAGAUGUGGGG
Molecule: messenger RNA, 4059 nt
Organism: Ectocarpus sp. CCAP 1310/34
Lineage: Eukaryota; Phaeophyceae; Ectocarpales; Ectocarpaceae
Source: the annotation of a GenBank genome assembly